This is a messenger RNA of Quercus robur (English oak), 747 nucleotides long. Its product is annotated as protein SPIRAL1-like 1. Gene Ontology annotation, cellular component: cortical microtubule, transverse to long axis. The transcript has 3 exons. Gene Ontology annotation, biological process: cortical microtubule organization. Bases 103 to 450 code for a protein of 115 amino acids. The record is from RefSeq and is a predicted model, not a curated record. Lineage: Eukaryota; Viridiplantae; Streptophyta; Magnoliopsida; Fagales; Fagaceae.
CAAUUAUUAUAUAAAUAAGUUGUUACCUUUACCUGUGCUUUCUGCUCACUCUUUCUCAGAUCUGAUCCAAACACCACGUUCAAGGAGUUAAAAUCAGAGGUCAUGGGUCGUGGAGUCAGUGCCGGUGGGGGACAGAGUUCUUUGGGCUACUUGUUUGGAAGCGAUGAGGCUCCAAAACCCUCCACAAACAAAAACAAUGCCGAAGCUCCUGUGAAUCAAGGACAGGUUACAAAUAAUUCACCUGCUCAGAACUCCACUCCUGCUGCACCACCUGAAGAGGCUGGUAAGCAGAUUCCAGCAGGCAUUCAGGGCAACACCCAAAACAACUAUUUCCGAGCUGAUGGUCAGAACUGCGGCAACUUCAUCACGGAUCGGCCUUCAACAAAGGUCCAUGCAGCUCCUGGUGGUGGAUCUUCCCUGGGUUACUUGUUUGGAGAUGGUGGCAAAUAAGGCCUCAUGUCUUCAACAAUGGAAGCAUUACUUGCUGUUGUUCUAGAGCUAAUUGUAAUUGGACAAACAAUAUGUCUCUAUCUCUUAGGCAAUGGAUGCGUUUUACUUCUGUCUGAUGUAUUGCAUAGUAUCUUGCAUGUUGUUUUCUGUUCGGAUUGGGCUUUCUUAGGAUACUCCUGAUAUGCUUAAGUUGGUGAAAACAUCGUCAGUACCCAACUUAAUGCCUGCUUACUGUGAAGUAAACAAUGUGCUGUAAUCCUUUUAUUUUAUAUGAGUUGCUUUCAUUGCCGUCUUCUA